AGCAAUUAUUACAUUAGCACCGAAACAAUGGCUGUUGCAGGGUUUGGUGCUUUGAAACAGCUAACAGAAAUAUUAACCAGGUCUAACAGAAUUGCAACUUGUAUAAUAAUUCAGAGACGCAAUUUUCAUAUUACAUCAUGUAAACGGGAUAAACUGUAUGACCCAGAAGAGAGCUACAGGACGAAGUUUGGUCCAAAAAAGGGAUGGUUAGAUUAUAAUGAUAUAGUUUAUGCCCCAACAGAGGAAGGUGAACCACCGAGACCAGCUGAAAUCUGUCACCAGAGAGAUAACAUCAUGAUGUCUCCAAAGAAAUUUUGGUAUGCAGCAUGUCUGGUUAGAGGUCUGUCAAUUGAUGAGGCAAUCAAACAGUGUGAUUUCAGUAAGAGACUUGCCCCAAAGAUUGUUAAAGAGGUUCUUUUAGAAGCUCAGGAGAUGGCUGUUCAUGACUUUAAUGUAGAAUUUCAAUCGAACCUUUGGAUUGCUGACUCAUUUGUACAAGAACAUUUUAGGUAUAAUAAUGGAAUAAGACGUCAUGCAAGAGGAAAGGCUAGCAAAAUUACUCUCAAAUUUUCAACCUAUUGUGUUCGACUGAGAGAAGGACAACCGCCCAAACAUUACUACGCGCCUGAACCAUCUGGAACUGAAAAAUUGGAAGAGUACAUUCGUGGUCAGAGAAAGCGGAGAAUACUUUACUCUCUAUAAAUAUAAAUGUGUUUAUUUGACUAAUAAAGUGUUAACCUUUA
Molecule: messenger RNA, 743 nt
Organism: Mercenaria mercenaria
Lineage: Eukaryota; Metazoa; Mollusca; Bivalvia; Venerida; Veneridae
Product: 39S ribosomal protein L22, mitochondrial-like
Exons: 8
Coding region: 28-702 (224 amino acids)
Biological process (GO): ribosome assembly; translation
Cellular component (GO): ribosome; mitochondrial large ribosomal subunit
Molecular function (GO): structural constituent of ribosome
Source: RefSeq, a predicted model, not a curated record